AUGGUAGAUGUAGCUGCGGGAGGCAUUUUAAUGGCUAAAACAGCAGAGGCUACAUAUGUUUUAUUGGAUGACAUAGCCACCAACAAUUACCAAUGGUCAAGUGAGAGAUCGGGUGUAAAGAAAGUAGCAGGACUUCAUGAAGUGGAUCCCAUCACUGCACUAGCAGCUCAAGUUGCAUCACUCACAAAUCAGAUAGUCAUACUUACCACUCAAGGAAAUCAACAGAAGGUAGAUUCAGUCAUGAGUACUUCUUCUUCACGCCAAGAGACAGAGGUUGCAAACGACAGAAAUACACUUCAACCUCUACCCGAAUUCAACACUCAGAAUUCUGAUGGGAAACCACCAUUGGAAGACAUCCUUGGGACAUUCAUUUAUGAGACAAGAUCACGCUUCAACAAUGAUGAAUCACGUUUGGAUAAUAUUGAAACACAUGUGUCCAACAUGGGAGCCACAAUGAAGAAUCUUGAAGUGCAAAUUGGCCAAUUGGCUACCUCAAUGAAGUCUCAGCAAAAAGGAAAAUUUCCAGGUGAUACAGAGGUCAAUCCAAAGGUGCACUGUAAAGCUAUUGUAUUAAGGAGUGGCAAGCAAGUUGGAGAAAAUGAACUCACUGAAGAUAGCAACCCCACACCUGAUAAGGAGAAAGAACAAGUAGUAGAAGAGCAAGAAAAGCAGGCCAAAGGAACAAAUAAGGCCCACAAAACUUACUUCGUAUCCUUCCCUGACAACCCACCAAUUCUCACACCACCACUUCCAUUUCCACAGCAUGCUUUGGAACAAAUGCCAAAUUACGCAAAGUUUAUGAAGAAAGUGAUGUCAAAGAAGCGAAAAUUGGAGGAAUAUGAAACAGUAAAAUUGACAGAAGAAUGCAGCGGUAUUAUUCAAAAGAAACUUCCUCAGAAGAGAAAAGAUCCGGGCAGCUUCACUAUUCCAUGUACCAUUGGAAGCUCUUCCUUUGAAAAGGCCCUCUGUGAUCUAGGAGCAAGCAUCAACUUAAUGCCGUUAUCAGUAUUCAAGAAGUUAGGCCUCGGGGAGGUCAAGCUAACAACAAUGACUCUACAACUAGCUGAUAGGUCCCUCACCUACCCACGAGGAAUUAUUGAAGACAUGCUGGUAAAGGUCGACAAAUUCAUCUUUCCAGCUGAUUUUGUGGUAUUGGAUAUGGAAGAAGAUCAGGAAAUUCCACUGAUUUUACGCAGGCCAUUUUUAGUAACUGAAAGGGCAUUAAUUGAUGUACAAGGGGGACAGUUGACAUUGAGAGUGAAUGAAGAAGAGGUGAGGUUCAACAUUUACCAAGCAAUGAAGUACUCAGAUGACAAUGACACUUGCCAUAGGAUUGACUUCAUUGAUUCUGCUAUGAGAGAUGAGAAAUUAUGUAUUGAAGAUCCUCUAGAGCAAUGUAUGAUGUUUAGUACAACAAAGGAUGAUAUUAGCACUUUUGGAGAGUACAUCAGGAGCAAGGAUUUGUCAGAGGAAGCAGAUGACAAAGAAAGCAAUGAAAGCAGUAAAAUUGAACUGAAGCAACUACCAGAUCACCUUCGCUAUGCAUUUCUGGGGAACAAGUCUGCAUUUCCAGUAAUUAUUUCUUUAUCACUCACCAGAGACAAAGAGGAUAGAUUAUUGAAAGUGGUGAGAGAUCAUAAGGCCGCUUUGGGAUGGUCGAUAGUUGACAUCAAGGGGAUAAGUUCUACAAUCUGCAUGCAUAAAAUCCUCACAGAAGAGUCUUACAAGCCAUCUAUCGAACAUCAAAGAAGGUUAAACCCAGCAAUGAAAGAAGUGGUUUGA
Olea europaea var. sylvestris is the source of this 1782-nucleotide messenger RNA. RefSeq lists its product as uncharacterized. Lineage: Eukaryota; Viridiplantae; Streptophyta; Magnoliopsida; Lamiales; Oleaceae. The record is from RefSeq and is a predicted model, not a curated record. The transcript has 4 exons. Bases 1 to 1782 code for a protein of 593 amino acids.